CAAGAAGGCGGAAGAUCAUCCGGUGGCGGACGCGGCGUGCUCGGUGAGGAGGAGGGUGCGCUGGCCGUGUGGCAGAACGCCGCCCAGCUGACCGCGAUGGGUGGAGGAUUACUGAACGUCUCUCGUCAGAGCGCCGCCGGCGCAGACGAGCUCUUUGGCAGCCUUCUCUCGCCGGGCUUUGACCGACGCGCGUGCCUGAGCCGCUACCAGUCCCCGCAUUACUACAAGCGCUCACCGUACGCGCCUUCGCCGCACCUCCUCCAGAAGCUGCGCGACUACGAGGCGCUGCACAGCAGGUGCGGCCCCGGCACGCCGCCGUACGCCAAGUCCGUCGAUCACCUCCGGUCCGGCAGCAGCAGCAGCAAGGAGGACAAGGAGUGCAACUACCUCGUGUGGAUCCCCUACAAUGGCCUCGGCAAUCGGAUGCUGUCGCUGAUCAGCACGUUCCUCUACGCACUCCUCACCGACCGCGUCCUCCUCGUACACUCCACGGACGACUUCACCGACCUAUUCUGCGAGCCGUUCCCCGGUGUGAAUGCGACCUGGGUGCUCCCGCCGGACUUCCCCGUCGCCGACAUAUCCCGGCUCGGGGUGCGCUCCAACCAGUCGUACGGGAACCUCCUCGCCGGCAAGAAAAUCGACAACGACCCGACCAAGGCGACGGCGCAAUCGGUACCGCCGUACGUGUACCUGCACCUGGCGCACGACCUCCGGCGCUCGGACCGGCUCUUCUACUGCAACGACGACCAGCUCGUACUGGCCAAGGUGAACUGGCUGCUGCUGCAGAGUGACUACUAUUUCGUGCCGGCGCUGUACGACAUGGCCGAAUUCGAAGGUGAGCUCCGGAGGCUGUUCCCGGCCAAGGAGAGCGUGUCGCAUCUUCUCGGCCGUUACCUCCUCCACCCGUCCAACUUCGUUUGGGGCAUGAUCACCAGGUACUACCACACCUACAUGGCCCAGGCGGAGGAGAGGAUCGGCAUGCAGAUCAGGAUUUUCUCCUGGGCAUCCAUCCCCGUCGACGACAUGUACAACCAAAUCAUGGCGUGCUCGCGACAGGAGCACAUACUGCCGGAGGUCGUCAAUGGCGACGCCGCGGCGAGCGCUAGUAGCCAUGGCGGCUCCAAAUCCAAGGCCAUCUUGAUCGCGUCGCUGCAAGCAGACUACUACGACAGGGUCAAGUCGACGUACUACGAGCACGCGGCCAAGGGCGGGGGCAUGGUGGGGGUGUUCCAGCCGAGCCACGAGAAGCAGCAGAUAAUGGGGCAACGGUCGCACAACCAGAAGGCGCUCGCCGAGAUCUUCCUGCUCAGCUUCUCUGACGUGCUGCUCACCACAGGGAUAUCCACGUUCGGCUACAUGAGCAGCAGCCUCGCCGGACUGCGGCCGACGAUGCUAAUGAUCCCGAAAGACGGCAAAGUGCCUGAGCCGCCGUGCGUGCGCGCCGUGUCCAUGGAGCCGUGCUUCCACAUGACGCCCGAUGUUGAGUGCCAGGGGAAGGCAGUGAACAAGGAAGAGCUGUCUCACCACGUCAAGAAGUGUGAGGAUGUGGGCAAAGGAAUUAAACGGAAUAAAGGUAUCAAAUUAUUUGAUUAAUUAGAAACCAGCUGGUCAUCAUGGGUAUCAGGUGGUACCAACCCUUACAUGCUACCAUGCUAUCAUCUUACAAAUUUCAAAUUUAAACAUGUCAAAAAAUUCUUAAAAAAUCAUGGAUAUUGACAACACAAAUGUCCACAACCCCUAAAAAUUAGGAUCAAAAUUCAAAAUACACAUGGUAAACAAAAAGACAAAUUCAGAUGUGAAUAGUGACAUUUUUGCUUUUGUCUUCUUCUGACACUAUUCAUGAUGGAUUUGUCUUUUUUGUUUCUCUAUGUCUAUGUCGAAUUUUGAUCUGAAUUUUGUAGCGAUUGUCAACAUAUGUGUUGUGAACAUCUGUGAUUUUUUCAGAACUUUUCGACAUGUUUAAAUUUCAAUUUUUGUAAGUUGGUAGGAUGGUAGUAUUUGAGGAUUGGUAUCACCUGAUAUUUUCCCAAGGGUAUCUAGUUAUUAUUUGAGUGGAAAUAAAAUCAAGUGGUCACAUUUGCACGGGACAGUCAUUUGGUCCUCAACCCGUACAUAUGCACGGGACAGUCAUUUGUCAUGUCAGCAAUAAUAAAAUUACUGAAA
This is a messenger RNA of Triticum urartu, 2163 nucleotides long. The record is from RefSeq and is a predicted model, not a curated record. NCBI's taxonomy places the organism in Eukaryota, Viridiplantae, Streptophyta, Magnoliopsida, Poales, Poaceae.